CCGCUUCACGCAACGCUAGCACGCACUUGUUACUCCAUCCUUCUUCACACUCUCUCUCUCUCUCCCUCUCCCUCUCCCUCUUCUGAUUAAUCUCUCCUCUCCCAUUAGAGAAGGGUUCUGAGAGUUCAAAGAUGUUUAUCGAGAGUUUCAAGGUCGAGAGCCCGAAUGUGAAUUACACUGAGACUGAGAUUCACUCCGUGUACAAGUACGAGACCACCGAGCUCGUCCAUGAGAACAGGAAUGGCACCUACCAGUGGAUCGUCAAGCCCAAGUCCGUCAAAUACGAGUUCAAGACCGAUGCUUGUGUCCCCAAACUAGGGGUUAUGCUUGUUGGAUGGGGCGGAAACAAUGGUUCAACCUUGACCGCCGGUGUUAUUGCCAAUCGGGAAGGAAUCUCGUGGGCAACCAAGGAUAAGGUGCAACAGGCCAACUAUUUUGGCUCACUUACCCAGGCCUCCACAAUCCGAGUUGGGUCUUUCAACGGGGAGGAGAUCUAUGCCCCAUUCAAGAGCCUCCUUCCGAUGGUGAACCCAGAUGAUAUAGUUUUUGGGGGAUGGGACAUAAGUGACAUGAACUUGGCAGAUUCCAUGGCCAGGGCUAAGGUCUUGGACAUUGACCUGCAGAAGCAGCUCAGGCCCUACAUGGAAUCCAUUGUCCCACUCCCUGGUAUCUAUGACCCUGACUUCAUUGCUGCUAACCAGGGGUCACGUGCCAACAACGUGAUCAAAGGAACCAAGAAAGAGCAAGUUCAGCAUGUCAUUGAUGAUAUUAGGGAGUUCAAGGAGAAAAACAAGGUAGAUAAGGUGGUGGUGCUGUGGACUGCUAACACGGAGAGAUACAGUAAUGUGAUUGUGGGGCUAAAUGACACCGUGGAAAACCUCUUGGCUUCUUUGGAGAAGAAUGAAGCCGAGAUAUCUCCUUCCACCUUGUACGCCUUAGCUUGCGUGCUUGAAAAUGUUCCAUUCGUCAACGGAAGCCCGCAAAACACUUUUGUCCCAGGGCUAAUUGAUUUGGCUAUCCAGAGGAACAGUUUAAUCGGAGGAGAUGACUUCAAGAGUGGUCAGACCAAAAUGAAGUCUGUACUGGUUGAUUUCCUUGUUGGGGCUGGUAUCAAGCCAACUUCAAUAGUGAGCUAUAACCAUCUAGGGAACAACGACGGAAUGAAUCUCUCUGCCCCUCAAACCUUCCGAUCCAAGGAGAUAUCCAAGAGCAAUGUGGUGGAUGACAUGGUUGCAAGCAAUGCCAUCCUUUAUGAGCCUGGCGAGCAUCCCGACCACGUUGUCGUGAUCAAGUAUGUCCCAUAUGUGGGUGAUAGCAAGAGGGCCAUGGACGAAUACACGUCUGAGAUAUUCAUGGGAGGGACGAACACCAUAGUGUUGCACAACACAUGCGAGGACUCCUUGUUGGCAGCCCCAAUCAUCCUGGACCUGGUCCUUCUUGCCGAGCUCAGCACUCGCAUUCAGCUCAAAGCUGAAGGAGAGGGUAAAUUUCACUCCUUCCACCCCGUGGCAACCAUCCUGAGCUACCUCACCAAGGCUCCCCUCGUACCUCCAGGCACGCCGGUAGUGAAUGCGCUGGCGAAGCAGCGGGCGAUGCUCGAGAACAUACUAAGGGCUUGUGUGGGGUUGGCUCCGGAAAACAACAUGAUUUUGGAAUACAAGUGAAGCAUUAUUGUUCAGGAGGAAGAAUUAAUAGCAAGUUGCAGAUAACCAACUGUUUUUAUUUCACAGUCUUGUGUUUUUAAUUGGUAUGAGAAAGGUGUUAAUGGUGUUAUGAAUAUUAUGUAAGGUAGAAGAGUAGUACUCAAUUGCAAAGGGCUAAUUAAAAUGCCUCCUAUGAAUGAAUGAUUUGGACUCUCUGUUGUAUUU
Diospyros lotus (date-plum) is the source of this 1868-nucleotide messenger RNA. RefSeq names its product inositol-3-phosphate synthase. Gene Ontology annotation, cellular component: cytoplasm. The transcript has 10 exons. Gene Ontology annotation, biological process: inositol biosynthetic process; phospholipid biosynthetic process. Gene Ontology annotation, molecular function: inositol-3-phosphate synthase activity. The record is from RefSeq and is a predicted model, not a curated record. Lineage: Eukaryota; Viridiplantae; Streptophyta; Magnoliopsida; Ericales; Ebenaceae. Bases 132 to 1664 code for a protein of 510 amino acids.